Chiloscyllium plagiosum (whitespotted bambooshark) is the source of this 2462-nucleotide messenger RNA. Lineage: Eukaryota; Metazoa; Chordata; Chondrichthyes; Orectolobiformes; Hemiscylliidae. The record is from RefSeq and is a predicted model, not a curated record.
UCAGUGCAGAGACUGCGGGCCGAAUGGCCGCUGUCCGCACUGUGCACCAUCUACUGAUUCUGUGAGACCAGCAAUUCCAGGCGGAUGCAGUCUUUCUCUCUCCCUGCUCCAUGACCUGUAAAUUGGUCACAGGUUAUCCAGCACACUCCCCGGUAAAAAGUCGAGGACUCCACAGAACAAUAGCAGUGCUGUGCAAGCUCCCAUUCUGCCACUGUGUGGAGUCCUUCCGUGCAUUAUUAAUGUAAGACUUUUCAACGAUACCUCCAGCAACCAUCACCCCACCCCCCCACUCCACCCCACCCACAAGCCCCAUCCCAUCGACCGCUUUCCUCUACCAACUGCAUUGCUUUAUCCUCUCCGGGUGAAGCCCAGCCCCAGCUCAAGCAUGAGGACAUGAUUGGCUGCCCGGGAGAUCCCAGAGGGAGCGGACGCUCUCCACCCAGCCUUAGAGCGGAGCUGGCGGCGAGGGCUGGGACACGGGCCGCAGUUCCUCCUCCGUCCCGGUGCCCCGAUGGUGAAAGCAGCCGGCUGGAGAACCCCGAGCGGAGCCGCGCUGAGCAGCCGUAAGGGAAGCGCGGAAACACGCUUCCAGCUGGAGCCUGGGUUGGCUCCGGAGGGAGACUGGUGCUGAACGGACAGCUCCAAGUGAUUGAAGCUCAGAUUUGUUCAGUGCUGAUUGAAACCAGAGAAACAGAGCGAGAGAGAGGGCGGGCUGACAAGCGCCCGGUCGGGAUUUGGAAUCUUUUAGCAGUGGCCAUGGACAUUGGGAGGUUGGCAGGAUUCAGCAAGCUGUGCUUGCUCCUUGUGUCGAGUCUGACCUGGCGCCCGAGCUUGCCCCAGAGCGUCUCCCCAGCGCUGAAGCAACACACCAACGACAAUAUCACCAUCUUCACCAGAAUUUUGGAUGGUCUGCUGGACGGAUACGAUAACAGGCUGCGACCGGGACUCGGAGAAAGGAUCACGGAGGUUAAAACAGACAUCUACGUUACAAGUUUUGGCCCAGUCUCGGACACUGAAAUGGAGUACACGAUAGACGUAUUUUUCCGCCAAAGCUGGAAGGACGAGCGCCUGAAGUUUAAAGGACCAAUGCAGCUGCUGUCUCUCAACAACAUGCUGGCGAGUAAGAUCUGGACUCCGGACACCUUCUUUCACAAUGGCAAGAAAUCGAUAGCUCACAACAUGACCACCCCUAACAAGCUACUCCGGCUGGUGGAGGAUGGUACUUUGCUCUACACCAUGAGGUUAACCAUUUCUGCCGAGUGUCCUAUGCAACUCGAAGAUUUUCCUAUGGAUGUUCAUGCUUGCCCCCUUAAAUUUGGAAGCUAUGCAUAUCCAACCUCGGAGGUCAUUUACACAUGGACAAACGAAACUCACAAAUCGGUGGUCGUGGCAGAAGAUGGAUCACGUCUAAAUCAGUACGAUUUAUUAGGUCAAACUGUGGGCAGUGAACUUAUCCCGUCAAGCACAGGCGAAUAUGUAAUAAUGACAGCACACUUUCAUUUGAAGAGAAAAAUCGGUUAUUUUGUCAUUCAAACCUAUCUCCCCUGCAUUAUGACUGUUAUCUUAUCCCAGAUGUCAUUUUGGUUGAACAGAGAAUCUGUCCCUGCCAGAACAGUGUUUGGUGUAACCACGGUGCUGACAAUGACAACAUUGAGCAUCAGUGCACGGAACUCCCUGCCUAAAGUAGCUUAUGCCACUGCAAUGGACUGGUUCAUAGCAGUGUGUUACGCAUUUGUCUUUUCUGCUCUGAUUGAAUUUGCAACAGUAAAUUACUUCACCAAACGAAGCUGGGCAUGGGAUGGUAAAAAGGCAUAUGAAGCUUUUCAAUCGAAGUGUUACAGCUUUGCUGGAACAGCUUGAUUAAGAGUGCAGCAAGUUCGAGAACACCAGCUUUCAGUAUUGCAGUGAGAAUAUUGUCGGGACCCAUAGUCUUUGCAAUGUCCAGUGCCUUUAGCCAUCUCUUGGAGUGAAUCGCAUUGGCUGAAGACUGGAUCUGUAAUAAUGGGCAGCUCAGGAGGAAACCAAGACUGAUCAUCCUGGCGUGCCCAGUGGAUAAAAACUGAUGCUAAUGCUUCAGCCCUGUCUUUUGCACUGCACUGUUAUGUCAGAGGGUGUCAUUGUUUAGGAUGGGGAUAUUUGUGAAGCUUCAUCCACCCUCUGGCAGUUGUUUAUAUAGCUUAGGCUGGUUGUUGUGUGAUGUGACACUCCAUUCUUCAAAUUUUGCAAUUGGUAUUUCACAUAUUGGGAUAUGACCUGCUGUUUCAGUUGAUUUACUGCUGCUUUACUCAAUUUAGGUUAAUUAGUGCACAUGUUAUGCCUAUAUUACAAAUCAAGUGUGAUGCCUGAGGCAUGGCACUUAAAUCAUAACACCUGAGAUAUUUAAGACAGCUCCCUGCUUUAGAUACCAGACACUUAUACCCAUAAGAUAGCAAUGCUCAUAAUUAAUAAGAGCUUAUGCUGUU